AUGCAACCCUCAAACGCGCCCGCGGCCCCCGCAACAGACGACUCCACCCACAAGCCCUCGUACGACAGCGAAUACACGAACGGAACAAACGGCCACGCUGCUCGCGACCCAGAGAAGCAAGAAGAACGCCGGCGAGAACACCGCCCCUCCUACCAAGAAGCUCGCCGACGCAGCUCAUGGGCCAACAAAGAGGAUCCGUUCGGGGACGAAGAGGGCGCGGAGGUCAAGUAUCGGACGCUGCGAUGGUGGCAAGCGGCCUUUAUCAUGAUCGCGGAGACGAUCUCGCUCGGGAUCCUGUCGCUGCCGUCGGUGCUGGCGAGUAUCGGGAUGGUGCCGGGGAUAAUUCUUAUUGUGGGGUUGGGUGUGCUGGCGACGUAUACGGGAUUUGUGCUGGGGCAGUUUAAGCUGGCGUAUCCGCAUGUGCACAAUCUGGCCGAUGCGGGCGAAGUCUUGUGCGGGCCUGUAGGCCGCGAAGUCGGCGGCGCAGCGCAGACUAUUUUCCUCAUUUUUACCAUGGGAAGCCAUAUCUUAACCUUCACCAUCGCGAUGAAUGCCAUUACGGGGCAUGCAACAUGCUCUAUCGUCUGGGGCGUCAUUGGACUCAUCGUGCUGUGGAUCUGCACGCUGCCCCGAACACUGAAGAAGGUCUCAUAUCUGAGUAUCGCAUCAUUCGGCUCCAUCACCGGCGCAGUCUUCAUCACCAUGAUCGGCGUCGGCGUCGACCCAGCGCCAAACCUGCAUCUCCAGGCAACGACAACAACCGCCUUCCCCAAGGCCUUCCUCAGCGUCAGCAACAUCAUCUUCGCAUACGCCGGGCACGUCGCCUUCUUCUCCUUCAUCAGCGAGUUCCGCGAUCCGACCGAGUUCCCCAAGGCGCUGUACCUGCUGCAAUCCAUCGACGUCAGCAUGUACGUCGUAGUAGCCAUAGUCGUGUAUCGAUACACAGGAUCCAGCGUCUCGAGCCCCGCGCUGAGCAGCACGAGCCCCGUGGUUAUGAAGGUCGCGUAUGGGAUUGCCCUGCCGACCAUCCUCCUCGCUGGCGUAAUAUACGGCCAUGUAGCCUCCAAAUACGUAUACGUGCGUAUCUUCCGCGGUACGAAGCACAUGCAACAGCGUACACUGCUGUCCAUCGGCACUUGGGCCGCCAUCACUUUGACCUUCUGGCUCAUCGCCUGGAUCAUCGCCGAGUCGAUUCCAAACUUUAACGACCUGCUCGCGCUCAUCUCCUCGCUCUUCGCGUCAUGGUUUACCUACGGGCUGAGCGGCGUGUUCUGGCUAUUCCUCAACUACGGUCAAUACGCGAGUAACUGGAAGAAGAAGUGUUUGACCGCGCUGAACAUAGGCAUCUUCUGGCUAGGCGCUGCAGUGUGCGUCAUCGGCCUGUAUGCAAGCGGAAAGGCGAUUCACGAAUCCAGUUCGAGCGGCUCUUGGUCGUGCGCUGAUAAUACUUCGAGCUGA
Molecule: messenger RNA, 1458 nt
Organism: Trematosphaeria pertusa
Lineage: Eukaryota; Fungi; Ascomycota; Dothideomycetes; Pleosporales; Trematosphaeriaceae
Exons: 5
Coding region: 1-1458 (485 amino acids)
Biological process (GO): amino acid transmembrane transport
Cellular component (GO): vacuolar membrane
Molecular function (GO): amino acid transmembrane transporter activity
Source: RefSeq, a predicted model, not a curated record